UUCAACAAGUAGAACAGAAGUUGAAAUAAUUGUUCUUGUCUUUCUACAAUUUGAGAAUGGGAUUUGAGUAAUCGUAGCUUCCACCAAAUAUAUGACACGCCAAGGUUCCUUCGUGGAAGGAAUCACGGUCGAAUUCGUGUUGUGAGAGCAUCGAUAUGCCCCUAUCUUCGGUGCUCUAGCCAAGAUGGAUGAAGAUUUGCUGGCCACGUGUGCUGGUCUGGGUUACACGGAGGGUGACAAGUACUAUCGCGGAGAGGAGUGUUGGGAAUGCGCGAAGGACUUGAUUUCAUUCCUGAAGCUCGACGAUGAAAGUUCCUGCACUUAUCGCUUGCAGAUGGCUACUGCCCACAUCCUGCAGAAGGACUUGCUCUCGGUUCUUGUGAACUUCCACGAGGACGAACGUCUCAUGGACGUUAUCAUUCGGCUAAUCUUGAAUUUGACACAGCCGGCACAAACAUGCAUGAACAAGCAUCCGACCAUCAAGAAAGCUGACCUGAUGGAUAUGGGCGUUUACAUGGCGCUCAACGCACAGUUGCGCAAGUACAAGGAAGCCUUCACUGUUGAAGCAGUAUUUCAGGUGCUUGGUGGCAUCUUGGGCAAGUUCUGCCAGAAAGAAUAUGACAAGCGUACCGAUGAUGAUAUCCAUUUGGUCGAGCGUAUCCUCGGCAUCAUCCGCAACAUCCUACACGUCCCAGCUGAUCCUGCAGAGGAAAAGCGUACUUCCGAUGAUGUCAGCGUUCACGACCAGAUUAUUUGGAGUCUGCACACCAAUGGUUUCUUCGAGUUAUUUAUCUACAUAGCAUCGUCCUCGGAGGAACAAGACUGGUUAUUAUACAUUGCUGAGAUCAUGUUCCUGAUGAUGCGCGAACAGAACCCUUCCUCUCUGGCCAGUGCGCUACGAGGGACAAGGGCCGUGGAGGAGAAAGAGGAAGACAACCGAGAGUUGUCACUGCUGUUGGAGAGAGAGCGGGCCAUGAAGGCGAAGAAAUCAGCAACGUAUCACUCAAGGCAUUCACGGUUCUUGGGCACGUACACAUGUACGGAUGUGAAGGGCAUCGGUGACCGGAUGCUGGUUUAUCAUAAGCCUCUGCAAGAGGCAAACACGAUAUCAUUCGAUGAUGGUAAGCGAGGGCGGAAGAAGUCCCGUAACCGGCGUCCAGCCGAAGCCGAUGACCUGAAGCGAUCAUCUACACUAAGCAUUCGGAAGGUUCUGGCAACUUUCUGUGUGGACUUUCUCAAGUCCUGCUACAACCUAACCAUGCAAACCAUCAAGAGCCGACUCAUGGCCGGGCGCUGUCAGACGAACGACGAGACCUACUAUUUCUGGUGCCUCCGGUUCUUCAUGGAGUUUUCCCGAUUACAUGAGUUCAACACAGACGUUGUAAGCGAGACCCUUACAAUGGACACGUUCAAUUUCAUCAUGAAGCAUGUGUUCUCCACGUUCGAGAGUCUUUCAAUAGAGAAGCAAGCGGCUGCUAGGCCAUGGUCGAAACGGUUACAAUACGCCCUCAAAGCUUACCAUGAACUGUUGCAGUACGUACAGAUGCUGUCUCUGUCGUCCAACGAGGAAGUGCGUGACAAUGCCAAGAUCAUGCAGAGAAACAUCUUCUACAUUCCGGAGUAUCGUGAUGUGUUUGUAUCGCUGCUCAAGUCCUAUGAUGAAGUCAAAUCAGACAAGAGUUUCCUGGCUGAUGUCGUAGAAACCGUCCACCUGUACCUCAAGCUGAUCGAGCGGUAUUGCAAGGAUCGUGGCGGCCGUAUCAUGGUACAGGCGAAGAAGAAAGCCUCCAAGGGGCGUAAGAACAAGUCCGGUGGUGGUGGGGGUGCUGCUGGCGGUGGCCGUGGCGGAGCUGCAGCUAACAAACGAGGGCCCUGGUCGUUGUCAGAUGAUCAGAUGCAAGAGCUAUGGGAGGAGCACUCUGAGUUUGCUACGCUUGCACUUCAGUCUUUGUCCCAGGGUGACGAUAACGAUAACAAUGCCAUUCCGUUCGACGCUGCAAGCGAGCUUCCAGAAGAUGUGCAGAGGACAACGACUGCUGAGUUGAUUCGUUCACAUCUUCUCUCCAGUGCGUAUCGCCGUGCUGCUCAGCUUUUCCGUGCGGCAAGGGAUAUCUGGAGAGACGGUACGUUUGGCCGGCCUGACAGCACUGUGGAUGAGGAGAUUGUGUGUAUGCGCCAGAUCUUCUUCAACCUCAUCAUGCCAGACUUGGCCCCGGAACCCAAUGAUGAAGAGGAGACUGCAGCAUCCACACAGGCAGCCAAUGGUGAAGGUGGUGAGCAGCCCGUUCAGGAGUUCAUUGGUGCUGGCGCUGAUGACGACGAGGAAGAAGAAGGACGAGGACGAUCUGUCUCUUACGACUUUGAGUUCAAUCUUUCCACUUAUGUUGCCAAAUUCGCUAAUUUCCGUGUAGUUCGCAACUACAGUUUGCUGCUGAGCCGCUACACAACCAACUCCGUCACACUCAACCACUGUAUUGUCAAGAUGAUGUAUCGUAUUGCUCACGACUGCCAACUCAUCCCUCUCUUCUUCCAGUUGUCGGUCUUCACUUGCUUUGAUCAUAUUCUCAACGACCCGGCCGCGAAGAACAAACACAUGGUGGAGCUGUACAAGUUCUCCGUGUACAUCGUGAGAAAGUUCACUGAAUGCGCGCCCAGCAAUCCUGUGCUGUACGCCGAGGCACUGUUCUGGAAGGACGGUGCGGCCGUCUUCGAGCUGCAGAAUGGAUACGGGUCUAUGCAAACAUCAAAAUCGCGCAUACUAGCCCAGAAGUCGUGGACAGACGCACAGCAAGAGCAGCUUGCCCAGUUGUACGAGCGCUUCCAGGGCUCCGCUGACCUGGUUGGCGACAUUCUGGUGGAGCUUGAAGUAGAGCCGGAGCGCUCUCGGCGUCAAAUCUCCCAUCAACUCGUGAAGCAGGGCCUUGUGACGGACAGGAAGGAGCUGCAUCGGAAGUUACCCGCCUCUGAAGCCCAGGCAAAGAAGUCUGCACAGUGGGCGGACAACGAUAUCGUCGAGAGCGGUGCGUCAGCCUCCUCCUCCUCAGAUGACGAUGAUGUCGACACCGUCCUUGCACGCCUUCAAAAUGCAGCGGACGCCGGUUUGCUGGAGGAGAACGAGGUGGACUCGGCUCUGCCCAUUCGAUCCGAAGGCAGGAGAGAUCGUCGAGCCAGUGGCUCGGAGAACGAAAGCAGCGGUGGAGGCAGUGACAGUGACACCGGGUCGACAAGCGCCCGGCAGUCCAACCGUGAUCGGAGGCGGCGGCGUGCUGGUCCCAUCAAGAGACCAUCUCACCGCGCCGCUACUGCUACUGAUGCUAAUGAUAGUGAUGCUGAUAACAGCGACAUCAUCGCUGAUGCUGGUGACUCAGACUCAGACAAUGCUGACAGCAGUCCUGCUGAAGCACAAGCCCAGGAAACGUCCAGUCGCAGAAGAAGACCAGCACAGCGACGAGCAGGUCGCCGAACGAAGACACCUGUGCGUACCGGCGGUGAUGAGGUUGACAGUGACAUCAUUGUCGAUGCCGAUGACUCAUCUUCUAAUGAUGAUGGUGCUGAUGCUAGUGCUGCUCCUGCCGCUGCAAAGGCACCUAAGCAAUUAGCUAAUCGUAGUCGAAAGCAGCAUCAGCCGCGUGGAGGCCGUCGUACUAAAACACCGGCCAGCAAUGGUGCUGAUGAGAUUGACAGUGACAUCAGUGUUGAUGCUGAUGACUCAUCCUCUGAUGAUGACUGCGAGGCAUCUUCUCUGAAGAUCGACGUGUCUGCAGCCCACUUUUCUUCCAGUGAAGGAGAGCGGGAUGAAGACAUGGACACUAACGCUGGCGGUGGCUCUGUAGAAAAUGACAACGCAGAGUCCUACACUCCCAACUUUGCGUCCAGGCGACGCAGUCGUAUUGCAAACGACAGCAGUGAUGAGGGGAGUGAGGAUGGGUCUGGAGAACAGCAGAAUGCUGGCAACGCCAAGGCAAUGCGUCGUCACACAACAUCGGGAACGAACAGCAGAGCACGUCAGGCUCGCUUUGCUGACGAUAGCGGUAGCGGCAACGAGCAGGGUGCCAAUGGAGCAGAGGAUGAUGACUCCGAUGCUGCCGAGGCUGGAGAAUCCCACACGCCAUCCUUUGCCACGUCACGUCAUGCACGCAUUGCUGAUGAUAGCAGCGAAGAAGAUGAAGAAAUGCCGUCAACGGAGGGACAUUCCAAUGACGGUGGCGGUGGAUCUCAUACUCCGGCUUUUGCUUCAAGUCGCCAUGCGCGGAUUGCGGACAACAGCAGCGAUGACGAAACCCCUUCCAUGGCCAACGGACAUUCGGAGAUCGAUGGUGGUGAGUCGAACACCCCGGCAUUUGCUGCACUGGACAAUAACUCAGAUAAUCCCACUGAGAACGGCACCCAAGUUGAUCUUGAAUCUCAGACUCCACGCUUUGCUUCCAGACCUGCUUUAGAUGAUGAUGAGGAGGAGGAGGAGGAGGAGUCAGUGGCCAAUAGCCUGCACGCCAGUGUGGGCACAAAGCGUGCACGUAUCAUGGACUCCAGCGACGAAGAGGACGGUCCUCUCACGGAGGCCACACCGUCGUUUGCCAAGCGACUCUACGAAGAGUGACGCUAGGCGGCUUGCCUCGCUGUGUAAAUACGUGCCAGUGAUUGACUGCACCUAGGACCUGGCGCUGUGCUCAAUACCUGGCAGCGAUUGACUGCAACUGGGGACCCGGCGCUGUGCUUAAUACCGUGUAGAGAAAUGCAGCUACACGACUGUACUGGUUCUUCAUUGGAUUUUCAAACUUGAUCAGGAUUUUCUAUUUUGUACCAUUUUUUUUUGUAUUAUGACUCCAUGUACAUAGUUUGCAAAUUACUUUUCACGGACUCCCAAUAAUUUGAGGUUCCCUCUCCGGGAAUGCAUGUAAAAUAUGUUGAAGCUCUCUGCACGAAACACAUUCUUACUAGGAUACCUGGAUCCAUAGCUUCAUUUGACUUUGUAUUCCUUUUUCAUCUUUUUUAGUCUUGCAUUCUGCGUGGUGAGAAGAUCUACAUUAUUUUUUCGCGUGA
Molecule: messenger RNA, 5040 nt
Organism: Sycon ciliatum
Lineage: Eukaryota; Metazoa; Porifera; Calcarea; Leucosolenida; Sycettidae
Product: protein timeless homolog
Exons: 29
Coding region: 185-4597 (1470 amino acids)
Biological process (GO): DNA repair; replication fork arrest; DNA replication checkpoint signaling
Cellular component (GO): replication fork protection complex
Molecular function (GO): DNA binding
Source: RefSeq, a predicted model, not a curated record